AUACGUAUCUGUAACAAACCAUAGGGGACGCGUAUGUAUAAAUUGCAAAAUGAAAAAGUACAAAGAAUUAACGUUUAAAGAAUUUAGAGAGGUACAAGGCACAUUCAGUCCUGAGUGCAUUUACUAUGUCUAUUAUUGUCAUGCUGAUGAACUCGUAUUAAGAUACCAUCCCUCGUUUGCCAUUGAAGAUACAAUUCUCUAAAUAAAUAAUAAAAAGCCGACAAAAAUCUUUACUUUUUUGUUCUUCUUUGAAAUAACCACAGCUAUGGCCAAGAAAACAGAAGCAGUGACACCUGGUCAGCGUCUCGGCUACGCUGCUGAUUAUAUACAAGGCCCAGGAACAUAUGAGCGCGAUGGAUUACUUUAUGCAAGUGUUGUUGGACAACGAUACAUUGAUCAAUCAAAGGAUGGAGGAUUACCUACAAUCAGAGUAUCUAAAGAAAAAGAACAAUCAGCUGUACCAGAAGUUGGUAGUGUGAUUACGGGUAAAGUUAUCCGUGUUGCACCUCAUCAAGCCAUGAUUGCCAUCAUGAUUGUAGAUAAUGCGCCUUGUAAAGAAGAUUUCAUGGGAAUUAUCCGAACACAAGAUGUUCGUGCAGCGGAAAAAGACAAGGUCAAGAUUUACAACUCGUUUAGACCUGGUGAUAUCAUCAAGGCAGAGGUCAUUUCCUUGGGUGAUGCACGAUCUUAUAUCUUGUCAACAGCCAAAAACGAAUUAGGUGUUAUCUUUGCUAUGAGUGUUGCUGGUGUACCCAUGAUACCCAUUUCCUGGCAGGAAAUGCAAUGUCCCAAGACAAAGACGAUUGAACUGAGAAAGUGCGCUAAACCAGUUUAAGUAAUAAAGGAAAAGAGAAAAGAAAUGUAUAUAGUUUAUUUGAAUGGUAUUUAUAAUGGUAUGCUGGGUCUUCUUAUGUUGACAGGUAC
This is a messenger RNA of Rhizopus microsporus ATCC 52813, 924 nucleotides long. RefSeq lists its product as uncharacterized. NCBI's taxonomy places the organism in Eukaryota, Fungi, Mucoromycota, Mucoromycetes, Mucorales, Rhizopodaceae. Gene Ontology annotation, molecular function: RNA binding. Gene Ontology annotation, cellular component: nuclear exosome (RNase complex); cytoplasm. The transcript is spliced from 4 exons. The record is from RefSeq and is a predicted model, not a curated record. Gene Ontology annotation, biological process: RNA processing. Bases 266 to 835 code for a protein of 189 amino acids.